This is a messenger RNA of Macrosiphum euphorbiae (potato aphid), 846 nucleotides long. The record is from the annotation of a GenBank genome assembly. Lineage: Eukaryota; Metazoa; Arthropoda; Insecta; Hemiptera; Aphididae.
AUGGCUAAUUGGUUGGAUUUGGACGAUCUAAUCCCAUAUGACAACCAAGUUGGAGGUCAUAAAUUUACUAAAGAAAAACCAAUGUUGGGUUUAUUGAAACAUAAAGAAGGUUACUUAUUGAAAUCAGUAGAGGGUGGUACCAAAGGAAAGAAUGAAGUACGCUUUUAUGAUGAAUUAUUAAUUAAUGAAACCCUAAUAAAUCUCAGGGCACUAGUUCCAUUGUAUUAUGGUUGUGUCAAUGUUAAAAUAAAUUCGAAAGAUAUGACGUUCAUUGUAUUGGAUGAUAUUACUACAGGCAUGAAAAAACCGUGUGUGAUGGAUGUAAAGAUUGGUUCACAGACAUGGGAACCAGGAUGCUCAGAAAAGAAAAAAUAUGAUGAAAAUGCGAAAUAUACAGAAUGUAAAAAACAGUGGAGUUUUUGUAUACCAGGUUUUCAAGUGUACGAUUUAUUAAAUUCCAAUUUGGUACGGCCACAGAAAUAUGAUAAAGAAUUUGGCAAAAGUUUAGAUCCAGGAAAAGUUAUCUCUGUGUUCGAGACAUUUUUAAACCUUAACAGUGGAUAUCUAGGUGUAGAAAAACUUGUUCAAGGCUUUACAGCCCAAUUGGAUCACAUAAGACGAUACUUCCAAACUCAAAAACAUUACCAUUUUUAUUCUAGUUCGGUUCUGUUAGCUUAUGAUGCAGAAACAUUAUCAAAUGACAAAAACACUUAUCCUUUGUUAAGAGUAUCACUAAUAGAUUUUGCACAUGUAACUCCAGCUGAUGGUAAAAUUGAUUUAAACUAUUUACAAGGUAUUACUAAUUUAUGGACGUUGUUCCGAACACAAUUGUUACACGACAAUUAA